Entamoeba invadens IP1 is the source of this 378-nucleotide messenger RNA. RefSeq lists its product as hypothetical. The coding region runs from base 1 to 378 and encodes 125 amino acids. The record is from RefSeq and is a predicted model, not a curated record. Lineage: Eukaryota; Evosea; Mastigamoebida; Endamoebidae. The transcript has a single exon.
AUGGACGUUUGGGAAAGAGAAAAAAAAGCGGCUUUUAAUGGGGGUGUGAUGAGGACUUCAAUUGCUACGGUUUUUUAUUUUUGGGAUAUCGAAAAGGUGGAAGAGACUGCAAACACCUUUGGGAAAGUGAAUCACUACGACCCACGAUGCCAGGCCUCUGUAUCUAUAAUAGUCAAUUUAAUUGGGGAAUUUCUAAGAGGCGAGUGUGAUUGCCAAAAAGCCAUCAAUUUCGCACGAGAAAGACGAAGAAAGUACAUAGAAAACAACAAAGAGUUUUAUUCUGAUUUCGAUAAAUUCACAAAUCCACAAAGUUUAGAACAACUUGAGUUGAAUAAAUUGAUUGGAUAUUCUUAUAAGCCAGUUGGAUGUGCGGUGUGA